AUGCAGAGUGUAACUCAUUAUUAUAAUACAGUAGAAGAAGAUGAAGCGAGCAAACAGGAAAGCAAAAAAAUAAUCUUUGAAAACAAACUUUUUGAAUACAUAGUUAGCUGCCAGAUGAAAGGCAAAGUUCUGGUAUUCAGUCACAUGUUUAAUAACGAAUAUGAAGAAGGAAGAAGUCUUAAAAAAUAUUGA
Clunio marinus is the source of this 192-nucleotide messenger RNA. The record is from the annotation of a GenBank genome assembly. NCBI's taxonomy places the organism in Eukaryota, Metazoa, Arthropoda, Insecta, Diptera, Chironomidae.